CUUUGAAUACUUUAAUGUCGCCCCCGCCGUCGCAGCGUAUGAUAUCGCAAUAGAUGAAUAAAUCACUCACAUGACCAUAUUAUAUUAUUUGUGUAUCAAGCCUCAGAAUAAUGGUACUUUUUUCUGCUAAUUAUGGUAUUAUUAGCACCUUUUGAUCUAUAUAUACAUAUUUGGUACAUGUGCAUGUCACUUCCCUUGAACUAAAGUGCCCUCUUUUUCUCCAUAUUUAGUUGUUUUUUAUCAUAAUAGGUAGGUAACUUUUGUAAGUAGUAAAUGUACGUAUGUAAAUACAUAUGUGUUUAUGUUAACAACUGAUAAGAGAUAUCAGACAAUUUAAAGUCAGUCUUCAUUCAAAACUGCGACUUAGUUGGUAACAUAUCAAAAAAUAUAUUGUAUUACUAACGAUGGCAGCAUCAUCACAAUUACCAAGUUUAGAUUUCCUCAUUGCGUGUACUUUAACUGGUAGCGAAUUGCAAGAGUAUAACAAGAUUCACUAUGGAAGACCUGAUCAUCACGAGCUUACUGUAAAGAAAAGUAAUCAGGACAAUGCAGAGAAAAAUGGGUUUCAAAUCUCUGCUUACGACUUCCCGGCAAGGAAAGAAGAAACUAGGAGACCACGAAUCGUAAAAGUCGGAAUUAUCCAAAAUUCCAUUGCAGCGUCCACUGAUAAGCCAAUUACCGAACAGAGACAAGCUAUUUUUGAUAAAGUUGGCAAGAUCAUCGAGGCUGCAGGUGAGGAAGGCGUCAACGUCAUCUGCUUGCAAGAAGCAUGGAGUAUGCCAUUCGCGUUCUGCACCAGAGAAAAGCAACCUUGGUGUGAAUUUGCCGAACCUGUGAAUGGACCUAGCACUCAAUUUCUCAAAGACUUGGCCAUUAAAUAUGAAAUGGUCAUAGUUUCUCCAAUUUUAGAAAGAGACGAAGUUCAUGGCGAUACCAUUUGGAACGCAGCUGUUGUUAUAAAUGAAGAAGGUAAAGUCAUUGGCAAACAUCGUAAAAAUCACAUACCUCGUGUUGGUGACUUCAAUGAAUCAACAUAUUACUUUGAAGGCAAUACUGGCCACCCAGUCUUUGAAACUAAGUUUGGUAAAAUUGCUAUAAAUAUUUGCUAUGGGCGCCAUCACCCAUUAAACUGGCUUAUGUUUGGUGUCAAUGGAGCUGAAAUAGUAUUCAACCCUUCUGCAACUGUGGCAGGUCUUAGUGAGCAUUUAUGGGCUGUUGAAGCCAGAAAUGCUGCUAUAGCUAACAGUUACUUCACUUGUGCUAUUAACAGAGUUGGGACAGAGACAUUCCCCAAUGAGUUUACUUCAGGAGAUGGGAAACCAGCACAUAAAGAAUUUGGACAUUUCUAUGGGUCUAGCUAUGUGACUGCCCCAGAUGGUGUAAGAACUCCAGGCUUAUCAAGAAUUAAAGAUGGUUUAUUGAUAGCACAGAUAGAUCUUAACUUAUGCCGCCAAAUAAAGGACAAAUGGGGCUUUACAAUGACACAGCGGCUUGACUUGUACGCUGAGAGCCUCAACAAAGCCAUUAAGCAUGAUUUUGAACCACAAGUUAUUCGCAAGAAGUAGUUUGUACUAAAUGUUGAAUUAAUUUGAUUUUAAUAUUUUAAAAUGUUACUUCAUUUACUUAAUUAAGGUGGUGCUGCUUUUUAUUAUUUUGUUACUAAUUGUUUUUGUUUGUUAUGACUAACUUAUAUUGGAGAAGUGCACAUAUUUUUGAGAAACCUAUUUACAAAUAAUGUUGUAUGUUUUUAUUUUCAUGACUUCAGAUUUUAUUAACCAGAUGUUCUUAUUUUUACUGUUGAAUUAUACAAAUAAUGUAAUAAAAA
Molecule: messenger RNA, 1825 nt
Organism: Trichoplusia ni (cabbage looper)
Lineage: Eukaryota; Metazoa; Arthropoda; Insecta; Lepidoptera; Noctuidae
Product: beta-ureidopropionase-like
Exons: 1
Coding region: 405-1565 (386 amino acids)
Molecular function (GO): beta-ureidopropionase activity
Source: RefSeq, a predicted model, not a curated record